Echinococcus granulosus is the source of this 639-nucleotide messenger RNA. RefSeq lists its product as hypothetical. The transcript has 7 exons. NCBI's taxonomy places the organism in Eukaryota, Metazoa, Platyhelminthes, Cestoda, Cyclophyllidea, Taeniidae. The coding region runs from base 1 to 639 and encodes 212 amino acids. The record is from RefSeq and is a predicted model, not a curated record.
AUGCGCGGAUGUUGGGGUAUUAUAACAAUGAGACUGGAUUUUGAAAUUCCAAAAACUGCAGCAAUUGUAGUUCUUCCCGCUCCUUCAAUGAAUUAUCUCUACCCAACUGAGCAAAAGUUGAAAACAUUUCGCAUUAUUACCGUGAUCGACCAUCGAUUGACCUUCACCUGCCUAAGUGUAAUCGCUGCCCACUUGGUGCCAGGUGGGCCAAUCGGAAUAGAAUGUGCUGCAAACUUGCAUGGCCUGCAGACUUCUAACAUUACACUGGUGUGGACAUACAGAAGCUGGAUGAUGGUUGUCUUUGGCCUUUGUCUCCAUUCCAGUGCCUCUUGUUCUAACCCUCAUUCAACGAGUACGCUAGAAAGUUUUUCUACUACGGGAGAUCCAGCCAUCACUUCGCCGGAUUUUACUCCAUCCCUAAGUAAAAGUAGCUCUCGCCGUAUCGGUGACAAUAUGUACCCCCAUUCUGCUGGUCAUAUUGAUAUGUAUUUGUCGUUUCUGCUAUGGGAAAAAAGGACGCAAAUGAUGGGAUGGAAUGAAGGACAUGAGAAAGGAUGGCCGCCUUCAAUCUGGCUGCAUCAGUGUAGUGUCGGAAGUCUGCAAUGUGUACCUGUUACCUACACAUGCGAAUCAGAUUAA